Molecule: messenger RNA, 4848 nt
Organism: Paramormyrops kingsleyae
Lineage: Eukaryota; Metazoa; Chordata; Actinopteri; Osteoglossiformes; Mormyridae
Gene: acsl4a
Product: acyl-CoA synthetase long chain family member 4a
Biological process (GO): long-chain fatty acid metabolic process; long-chain fatty-acyl-CoA metabolic process; neuron differentiation
Cellular component (GO): endoplasmic reticulum; lipid droplet; plasma membrane
Molecular function (GO): arachidonate-CoA ligase activity
Source: RefSeq, a predicted model, not a curated record
CCUUUAUUGGCUCAGAAAAAUGGAGUCAGAUGACGUCGGUGUUUCCGGGUUUUCUAGUUCCUUAGGAAAAUGGUGAGGUUACUGUCGGUCAUGUCUGGUAGCAGCGUAAAGAUCAGCAGGCGUGUUGUUGCUGAAGUGGUAUUUGUGAGAACUGCUGAGUGAUCACUCCACCAGUGCUGAUAUAAAGGUGUCAAGGCUGCGCCUUCUGACGGAAACCACCGUCCCUUCAGUCAACGACGUUCCAUUCCGUUCCGUUCCAUUCCCAUUCCCCCCAAAACUAUGACUUUGAAAGUCGACGCACACUUGGUCGUCUUCUUCCCCUUCUACCUGCUGAUGUGGAUGUACACGAUGGUCACCUUCCUGCCAUGGUACCUGCUCACGGGAGCCCAGGCGAAGAAAGUGGCGGCGAAGCGGGUAAAGGCCAGGCCCACCUUGCGCGUGGCUGAGGGUCCGUAUCGCUCCGUAGACCAAUUUGACUCACUGGCCACUAUGGACUUCCCUGGCAUGGACACCCUGGACAAGCUGUUUGAGCACGCCAUGCAGCGAUUCGCCGACAGGGACUGCCUGGGCACCCGCGAGGUACUCAGCGAGGAGAAUGAGAUGCAGCCGAACGGCAAGAUCUUCAAGAAGCUGAUUUUGGGCGAGUACCGCUGGAUGAGCUACAAAGACAUGGAGACGGCCAUCAGCCAUUUCGGCAGCGGGCUGGCGGCACUGGACCAACAACCCAAGAGCACCAUCGCUAUCUUCUGUGAGACGCGGGCUGAGUGGAUGAUCAGCGCGCAGGCCUGCUUCCGGCGCAACUUCCCCCUGGUGACCUUAUACGCCACUUUGGGAGCAGAAGCUGUGGUGUACGGGCUAAACGAAUCCGGGGUCACCCACCUCAUCACCAGCGUGGAAUUGCUGGAGACCAAGCUGAAGAAUGUGCUGCCAGAAAUUCGGAAGCUGAAGCACAUCAUUUAUGUGGACAAGAAGAAGGCGAGUUUCUCGGGCUACUCAGAAAGACUGCAGAUCCACAGCAUGCAUGAGGUGCAGAAGCUGGGAGCCAGACCUGAGAACCUGAACAGGGAGUUUCAGAGACCCACACCCUCCGACCUGGCUGUGGUCAUGUACACCAGCGGCUCCACCGGCCAGCCCAAAGGCGUCAUGAUCAUCCACAGCAACCUCAUCGCAGGCAUGACGGGACAAUGCGAGAGGAUUCCGGGCCUGGGACCAAAGGACACGUACAUCGGCUACCUCCCACUGGCCCACGUCCUGGAGAUGACCGCUGAGAUCUCGUGUGUGACGUACGGCUGCCGGAUUGGCUACUCCUCUCCUCAGACGCUGUCUGACCAGUCAACAAAGAUCAAGAAAGGCAGUAAGGGAGACUGUUCUGUGCUGAAACCCACUCUGAUGGCAGCUGUACCGGAGAUCAUGGACCGCAUCUACAAGAACGUGAUGAGCAAGGUGCAGGAGAUGGGCUACAUGCAGAGGACACUGUUUCAGCUGGGAUACGACUAUAAGCUGAAGCAGGUCAAAAUGGGCUAUGAUGCACCGCUUUGCAAUAAGCUGCUGUUUAAGAAGGUGAGGGCCCUUUUGGGGGGGAAGGUGCGUAUGAUGCUUUCGGGAGGGGCGCCCCUGUCCUCUGCCACACAGCGCUUCAUGAACGUCUGCUUCUGCUGCCCGGUGGGCCAGGGCUAUGGGCUGACCGAGACCUGCGGCGCGGGAACCAUCACGGAGGUGGCGGAUUAUAGCACUGGCAGAGUUGGUGCUCCACUCAUCUGCUGCGAGAUCAAACUGAGGGACUGGGCCGAGGGCGGCUACACGACCCGGGACCAUCCCCACCCGCGUGGGGAGAUCCUGAUCGGGGGUCCCAAUGUAACCAUGGGCUACUACAGGAGCGACUGCAACAGCGGCGACUUCUUUGUGGACGAACAGGGCCAGCGCUGGUUCUGCACAGGCGACGUGGGUGAGAUUCACCCUGAUGGCUGCCUGCAGAUUGUGGAUCGAAAGAAGGACCUCGUGAAGCUGCAAGCUGGAGAGUACGUCUCUCUGGGGAAGGUGGAGUCUGCGCUGAAGAGCUGCCCCCUCAUCGACAACAUAUGCGCCUAUGCCAACAGUGACCAGAACUAUGUCAUCAGUUUCAUUGUGCCCAACAAGAAAAAGCUGACGGAUCUUGCAAGUGGGAAAGGAGUCCAAGGGACCUGGGAGGAGAUCUGCAACCACCCCGCCAUGGAGGCCGAGGUCCUGAAGGAGAUCAAAACGGUUGCUAAAUCAAACAAACUGCAGCGGUUUGAAAUCCCAGUCAAGGUCCGUUUGAGCCCAGAACCCUGGACGCCGGAGACAGGCCUUGUCACUGAUGCCUUUAAACUCAAGAGGAAGGAACUGAAAGAUCACUAUCUCCAUGACAUUGAAAGAAUGUAUGGGGGAAAGUAGGGCCAUGGUCAAGCCUACGAACAUCUGUAAUGAUUAUUGAAGCCCACAGGAUCACUACUUUUUGUUAGAUCGCUUUUAGUGGUGACUUGUCAGUCCCUGACAUUGGGACCGUGUCAAAUAAUAGUUUUAGAUCACAGAGCUUAAAGUAUUGUGUGUAGGGACUUAAACAGUACCAGCUUUACAGAAACAUCCAAAAGGUGUCAUGUCAAGUAUCACGAGCAUUUUUUCAAGGAAAGUAAAACUGCCAUUUAAACUGCCUAACAAUCAGAGGUGGAAAGGUGUUUCAACUAACCAGUUGAGUAUAAACAGACAUAGUCACAGUGUACUCAACUGGCUGGUUGAAAUAAAACCUUGCACUGGAUUUAUACUUUCUGGACCUGAACUUUCCACCUCUGCUAACAAUCUUUUGUAACUUAAUCUGUGAAAUAUACUGUAUGUAUAUCAGCUUUCUUAAUAACACAAAAGGGAGUAAGAUGCACCGAAUGUUGGGCAUCUCAGCAUCUCUGACCACUGUCUUCUGGUGAAUCCAGGUAGCCGGCCAUCCAUAAGUGUAAGUUACUGCUGAUUUAUGUGUGACGUUUUUUUUUCCUUCCAACUUUGUCCCUAAACAUUGGCUCAAGCUUUUGACUUUAUUGCUGCAGCAAUUUCGCUGUAUGUUUAGGAAACUUGUACUGUAUUUGGUGGGAGAAAUGCUGUAUUUGAAGGGAAAACACAUAGAGAUACAAUUCUGGAGGCUGUCACAGUUUGGCGUGUAAAUGCGUGGAUGGUUGGCUCCCUUAGGUUUCCAGCAGAAGUGCUGUGCCUUGUGUGAAGAUGCGUAACUGAAGUCAUUGAUAUAUUUAUCUAAGUGGUUCGCCAAUUCAUUUUAUAUAAACUAAUUUAAUAUUUAAGUCAAAUGUUCAGCUAUGAACUUAUUUAGCCAAUUUUUUUUCUUCAGUUUCCAAAGUCUGCCUCUGCAAGGUCGACUGGUCGUCAUCAUGAUAUAUAGCACAGAAUGGUCCAUGAUUCCAGAACAAAUUUUUCAGGGGUUAGAAUGACCCAUGUCAGCUGGAGGAUGACGUGGACAGAGGACAUAUUAGCCACAGUCAUCUAUAUACGCUACACAAAUGGUGGCACACAUUCAUCCUGCAUGGCGUCAGAGUUAUUUGCACUUUUUUGUAUUUGAACUACUUUUUCCUCUUUCUAGAUUAUUCUUUUGCCUGAGGUUUAUGUGUACCACAAUUUGUGCUCAGCCUAUUAUGACUGUCAGAUAUGUCUACAAACCACCACUGACCCAAAUUGUAAAUAAUUAUUCAUUGAAAUAUUGAUAUAAUUCAUAUUUUGCACAAUUAAAAAGGUGAUGUGUAAUGACUUGAGUAGGAAAUACAUUAAACUGUUCAUGGGCACAUGAAGUUUUCAAUGUUUACUUUUAGAAAUGUUAAGAAUGAAGGUGUAUGAUCUGAAAUGCUUGAAAGUUUUGGUUUGUUUGUAAAAUGACUAUUCAUAUUCAAGCCACAACUAACCUGAAAUUGAAAUACAAACUCAUAAAUCUACAUUCAUUUGGAAUCUUCUACAUUUUUUUUUCUCUAGCUGUUUUACACAUACAACUUUAACUGUAUUGAAGCCUGGGCUAUUUCUUGUCAUUUUUUAGAAACUUUUUUUUGGUUAAUACCAUGUGUCAUGAUUGUGUAAUAGAUAUUUCAGUUGACUGUAAAUUGUAGACCACUAGCUUGUGUGUGUGUGUAUGUAGAAAUGAAGAAAAUGUGCCGACAAGUUGUGUCUAGAAGUGCCUGAAAUAGUGAAAUAGUUUGGGUUAUGAUUGUGUGAAGCACAUGAAAGGGACACUAAAUUUCAAUGUUUAUAUUCCCUCCAAUUGAUUUUAGGUAUUUUGGGCAUUUUCUGUUUGCAUGCCUGCAGAUUUCAUCAAAUUGAGAAUAGACAAUAUACAAUUGUAAUCUUAACCAGAUUCAGAAAUUGACAAAAUACAGUCAAUUGCACUAAAUGCUAAAAUGUCAGAGUAAUUUAAGUGGUCAUUUGUGUUUGAAAGAACGCAAACAAUGUCCUGUCUGACGCUUGCUGCAUUUUUUUUGUUUGGGGUGGUGGGGGGGGGGGGUGAAAUUAUUUUAUCGUUUUCCUCUCCAAUUUAAAAUAUUUGAUUUCACCUGUGAAGUUUGGCACAGCAAAUUAAAGACAAAUUGCAUAACUGGUGUCACUGGGGGAAAACAAUGACACCAGAAGGAAAUGCAUUCUGUGAGGCCUCAGGGUUUAUAAAAUGCCAAACAUUGUUUAAAGUUUGGAAGUAAUGUGUAAUUUCCAAUGCAAUCUUUUUUUCUUAAUUUUUGAUUUGAAUACUGUUAUUUAUUCAAUUGUGAUUUUUGUGUUUGACAAUGGGAUAGUUACCCGCCUUUCCUGGUUAAUGUAUCUGUUGUGUACAAUAAAAUUUAAGUAUUUGAGACA